This is a messenger RNA of Colossoma macropomum (tambaqui), 4157 nucleotides long. Its product is annotated as transmembrane protease serine 9-like. Gene Ontology annotation, molecular function: serine-type endopeptidase activity. The transcript has 22 exons. NCBI's taxonomy places the organism in Eukaryota, Metazoa, Chordata, Actinopteri, Characiformes, Serrasalmidae. The coding region runs from base 18 to 4157 and encodes 1379 amino acids. The record is from RefSeq and is a predicted model, not a curated record. Gene Ontology annotation, biological process: proteolysis.
UUUCAAUGUGAGUGACGAUGGUGAUGUCAAGGACACUAAGUGUGGUGCUCGUCAUCAGCUUCUUAGCAAAAGUGUGCCACUCACAGUUGGGUGUGUGCGGUGUGGCUUCUCUAAAUACCAAGAUAGUGGGAGGACAGGAUGCUUCUCCAGGUUCUUGGCCUUGGCAAGCUAGCCUGCAGACUGAUGGUGCCCAUUUCUGUGGUGGAUCCCUCAUCAACUCUAACUGGGUUUUAUCAGCAGCUCACUGCAUUGACAGUAAUAGUUCUGCAACUGUGACCGUGCAUCUGGGUGAGCAGUCACUGGGCAUAAGUAACCCAAAUGUAACAUCCAGAUCUGUUUCUCAAGUCAUCGUACAUCCCAGCUACAAUUCAGACACUAAAGACAACGACAUCGCUCUGCUGCAGCUGAGCUCUAGUGUGACCUUCACUAAUUAUAUUACGCCUGUCUGCCUGGCUGCAGCCGGAAGCACAUUCUUCAAUGGCACUCUGACCUGGGUCACUGGCUGGGGAGACAUUGCCAGUAAUGUAAGUCUUUCAUCUCCCUGGACCCUGCAGGAAGUACAAAUUCCAGUUGUUGGAAACAGGAAAUGUAACUGCUUACAUGGAGUUGGACAGAUCACAGACAACAUGAUGUGUGCUGGUUUGUUGGCAGGGGGCAAAGACUCCUGUCAGGGAGACUCUGGAGGACCACUCGUCAGCAAACAGAACAGUGUGUGGGUCCAGGCAGGCAUUGUGAGCUUUGGUGAAGGCUGUGCUCAGCCAAAUUAUCCUGGAGUGUAUACUAGAGUGUCUCAGUACCAAGAUUGGAUCAACCAGCACAUUACCAGCAACCAGCCAGGCUUUGUCACAUUCACUUCUACAGGCGCUGAUGGGGACCUGAGUGUGUCCUGUGAUGGCCUGCCUGCUGUUGCUACAGCCACCACAACAACUACAACCACCACUGUCCCCACAACUACUGCUUCAUCUGUGGUGUGUGGCAGUGCCAAGCUAAAUGCCGUUACAGGAGGGGGAAACUCCUUGGCAUCUGCAGGUGUGUGGCCAUGGAUGGCCAGCCUGCAACGUAGUGGUACUUAUGCCUGUGGAGGAACACUGGUAGCUGAGCAGUUUGUCUUGAGCUCCGCUGAUUGCUUCUCUAGCUCCACCAAUGCUUCUGACUGGACAGUAAUUCUGGGCCGCCUCAAACAGAACGGCUCCAAUGCCAACGAGGUUUCUGUCAACGUGAUUAAAAUCUCACUGAGCACUGGUACAGCGAACAACGUAGCAGUACUGCAAUUGUCUCGCAAGCCAACACUUACAGACUAUAUUCAGCCCAUAUGUGUGGACCUGGGGAGCAACAGUUUCCCUAUCAACACUCAGUGCUGGGCGUCUGGCUGGGGUUCAGGAGGUGGAGUUGAGCAAACUCUUCAGCAGUUCAACACUACUAUACUGGACUGCGGGAGCGCAUCCUCAUCUAACAGUAGCAUCUGCACAGGAGUCAUGCCUUUAGAACAGACUAAUAUAGGAGGUCCUCUGAUGUGUAAGGUUGACCAAUCAUGGGUCCAGCCUGCAGUUUUGACUCUGGCUACCAAGCUGUCUCGUGCCUCAGAUGUUCAGGUCUUCACUAAAACAUCAAGCUUCUCAGAAUUCCUGCUGACAGUAGUGGGCACCUUCCCUUCCAAAGCCAACACCACAUCUACCAACACCACCACCGUCAGUCCAGUCAGCUCCAGUGCAACUGAGUCAUCUACAUUCUUCUCUGUCAUGUCUCUCCUUCUGCUCCUGCUUUCUGCUCUCAUUCAAAUGUUCAGGUGCCACUCGCAGUUGAAUGUGUGUGGUGCAGCUCCUCUAAAUACCAGGAUAGUGGGAGGACAGGAUGCUUCUCCAGGUUCUUGGCCUUGGCAAGUUAGUCUGCAGGAUAAUGGUUUUCAUUUCUGCGGUGGAUCCCUGAUCAACUCUGACUGGGUUCUAACAGCGGCCCACUGCUUUGCAAGUUAUGUUGCUUCACAAGUCACCGUGUAUCUGGGUAUGCAGUCACUGUCCUCAAGUAACCCAAAUUCAGUGUCCAGAUCUGUUCUGCAACUCAUCGUACAUGACAACUAUGACCUAGAGACGCAUGACAACGACAUCGCCCUGCUGCAGCUGAGCUCUAGUGUCGCCUUCACUAAUUAUAUUAAGCCUGUCUGCCUGGCUACAGCCGGAAGCACGUUCUUCAAUGGCACUCUGACCUGGGUCACUGGCUGGGGAGACACCUCCAGUGGAGUAAGUCUCGCCUCUCCAAUGACCCUGCAGGAAGUACAAGUCCCAGUUGUUGGAAACAGGAAAUGUAACUGCUUAUAUGGAGUUGGAACUAUCACUGACAACAUGAUGUGUGCUGGAUUGCUGGCAGGGGGCAAAGACUCCUGUCAGGGAGACUCUGGAGGUCCACUGGUCAGCAAACAGAGUGGUGUGUGGGUCCAGGCAGGCAUUGUGAGCUUUGGUGAAGGCUGUGCUCUGCCAAAUUACCCUGGAGUGUAUACUAGAGUGUCUCAGUACCAAGGCUGGAUCAACCAGCAAAUCACCAGCAACCAGCCAGGCUUUGUCACAUUCACUUCUACAGGCACUGAUGGAGACCUGAGUGUGUCCUGUGACGGCCUGCCUGCUGUUGCUACAACCACCACAACCACUACAACCACCACUGUCCCCACAACUACUGCUUCAUCUGUGGUGUGUGGCAGUGCCAAGCUAAAUGCUGUUACAGGAGGGGGCAACUCCUUGGCAUCUGCAGGUGUGUGGCCAUGGAUGGCCAGCCUGCAACGUAGUGGUACUUAUGCCUGUGGAGGAACACUGGUAGCUGAGCAGUUUGUCUUGAGCUCCGCUGAUUGCUUCUCUAGCUCCACCAAUGCUUCUGACUGGACUGUAAUUCUGGGCCGCCUCAAACAGAACGGCUCCAACGCCAACGAGGUUUCUGUCAACGUGAUUAAAAUCUCACUGAGCACUGGUACAGCGAACAACGUAGCAGUACUGCAAUUGUCUCGCAAGCCAACACUUACGGACUAUAUUCAGCCCAUAUGUGUGGACCUGGGGAGCAACAGUUUCCCUAUCAACACUCAGUGCUGGGCGUCUGGCUGGGGUUCAGGAGGAGGAGUUGAGCAAACUCUUCAGCAGUUCAACACUACUAUACUGGACUGUGGGAGCACAUCCUCAUCUAACAGUAGCAUCUGCACAGGAGUCAUGCCUUUAGAACAGACUAAUAUAGGAGGUCCUCUGAUGUGUAAGGUUGACCAGUCAUGGGUCCAGCCUGCAGUUUUGACUCUGGCUACCAAGCUGUCUCGUGCCUCAGAUGUUCAGGUCUUCACUAAAACAUCAGGCUUCUCAGAAUUCCUGCUGACGGUAGUGGGCACCUUCCCUUCCAAAGCCAACACCACAUCUACCACCGUCAGUCCAGUCAGCUCCAGUGCAGAGGAGGUCGCCAUGGAGGAGUACGUGCAGGAGGCCUUGGAUCAAGGAUUAAUUCGUCCAUCUACAUCUCUGGCAGCGGCAGCGUUCUUCUUUGUGCAGAAGAAAGAUGGAGGACUUCGUCCAUGCAUAGACUAUAGGGGGUUGAACAACAUCACCAAAGCUUAUCCUUACCUCCUUCCUUUAGUGCCAGUGGCUCUGGAGCAUUUGCGUGGGGCCAAGUGUAAGUACGGUUAUCAGCCCCCUCUUAUGCCAUGGACAGCCACUCCCUCCAAAGUUCCUGCCGUUGAUUCCUGGAUGUCUCGCAGUGAACGGGUAUGGGAGGAGACUCAUCAGCAGAUCGAAGUGCCCGUAGUCUCUGGUCCGUUGGAUGAAGUCACACCCGACGCCAGUUCCCCGCCUCCUGUGGUCAUGGAGGGUGCACCCGUCUCCGUUGUCCGGCGGCUCCUGGACUCUCGGCGUAGAGGGGGCCUGCAGUACCUUGUGGACUGGGAGGGGUUCGGACUGGAAGAGAGGAGUUGGGUGCCGGCGGAGGAUGUGUUGGAUCCGGCCCUGGUGUUAGAGUUCCAUCAGUGUCAUCCAUCGCACCCCGCUCUCGGACUCUUUGGGGGGGGUGCGGGUCCGGGUCCUCCUCCCCUGCCUAACACACUCCAGAACUCCAUUUCCCAGAAUCCCAAUCCUCAUGACAUCAUCCCUUCCACCAAUCACAGACCUCUGCCUCGUUCUCAGUCACCUGAAUACUAA